UCCUAAGGGAGAGCAUGCAGGAGUCAGAUUAUCUCCCUUAACAUGCUUUGCUCAAGGUGCGAUCUGUGACACUGGAUAAUGCCUACAAGAAAAAGAAUGUCCAGAAAUGCUUGAUGGAUUCAGCUUAAUUGUGAUCUCAUUGUUUUGAGUCCCAAUCGGCUUAACACCAUGGACAUUGAUGUUAGACUAGCCACAGCACGUGGUCAGCUUGGCCUUAAGCAAAGUGAUGAACCUAUCAGUUUGGUCACCCCUGGUGAUGUCAUCACAUCUGAUGCAGGCUUCAUGCGAGGGCAUGGAACUGCAAUGGAAGAAGAUCGCUUACAAGCCACUGUUGCUGGCAUGGUGGAACGAGUCAACAAACUGAUAAGUGUGCGACCAUUAAAGUCACGUUACACCGGAGAAAUUGGGGAUGUUGUUGUUGGACGCAUUCUGGAGUUAGGAACCAGGCGGUGGAAAGUUGAUGUACGUGCCAAACUUGAUGCAGUGCUCAUGUUAUCAUCUGUAAAUCUACCAGGUGGGGAGCUGAGGCGCAGGUCCGAGGAAGAUGAGCGUAUGAUGCGGUCAUACCUGCAAGAAGGAGAUCUCAUCAGUGCGGAAGUCCAGAAUGUCAUGUCAGAUGGCACACUUUCGCUACACACUCGUAGUUUGAAAUAUGGGAAAUUAGGACAAGGUGUUCUUGUACAGGUACCACCAUCGCUCAUCAAGCGUCGGAAAACACACUUCCACACUUUACCAUGUGGAGCUUCAAUCAUCCUAGGCAACAAUGGCUACAUCUGGUUAGCUCCUACAACAAGUGAGCCUGAAAACACAGGAGGGUACACUGUAAACCUUGCGCCAAUAGCACACAGUGACCGGGAGGCAAUAGCUCGACUCAGAAAUUGUGUUCUUGCUCUAGUGGAUCAUUCAUUGCUAUUGUAUGAUACAAGUAUUUUAUAUGCUUAUGAAGAGUCAUUAAGAUUUGACUGCAAAUCCAUCUUAAAAGCUGAAAAUGCUGCAGAAAUUGCAGAACUGACUCAACAGAGGUUAGAGCAAGAAGGCUAUCGUUGAAAUCAACAUAACCUCAAUAGAAUUAAAGACUAAGAAAAUCACCAGUAAUGCAGUACACGUUUGUUGGUCACAUUUAUCUGUAAAUCUUUUUUUAAAGUUUUAAAAAUAAUGACAAGAAUAUACUGUAUGAAGGAUGUUUAUAAUAUUGUCUGCUCUGACCAACUUCCCUCGUGCCUCAAAAAGUGUUAGAAAACCAGGUUUCAGGACCCAUUUUCGCUGGUCCAGGAACAACAACAGUGUUGUGGGUUGGUGGUCAGAUCUUUCCUUAAGCACUUUCAAUUUCUCAUAUACUCAUACAGGACAUAAUUUCUCAUACAGGACUGCAUGACGGCCUGUUUUAGUCUCGGUUGUUGUUUUUUUUGUAAUUAAAAAAAAAAUUUUUGUUUAAGCAAAGAUCUCUGCCUAUUUUAUUCUAGCUCAUUAGUGAAUUCUUUAAAGAACCAGUACUCAUUAGAAUUUGCACUUUAAAUGUAUGUGUAUUCAUUAUUUGUUAUAUUCACAUAAAGCAAAUGCUCAGACUAUUUGACAGGUAGGUGUAACCUUAACUGUUGGAAUAGGAAAUAGCAAGGAUAGCUACAUUCUGUGCUUUCUGCAGUACCCUUUCACUUCAGCUUAUUUAAAUAUUAACACUUGUCAAUCCUUUCAAUAAUUUUAUUAUAAUAAAUCAUUUGUCACUUUUA
Pomacea canaliculata is the source of this 1727-nucleotide messenger RNA. RefSeq names its product exosome complex component RRP4-like. The transcript is spliced from 3 exons. Gene Ontology annotation, molecular function: RNA binding. Gene Ontology annotation, biological process: exonucleolytic trimming to generate mature 3'-end of 5.8S rRNA from tricistronic rRNA transcript (SSU-rRNA, 5.8S rRNA, LSU-rRNA); CUT catabolic process; TRAMP-dependent tRNA surveillance pathway. The coding region runs from base 169 to 1047 and encodes 292 amino acids. Gene Ontology annotation, cellular component: cytoplasmic exosome (RNase complex); nuclear exosome (RNase complex). The record is from RefSeq and is a predicted model, not a curated record. Lineage: Eukaryota; Metazoa; Mollusca; Gastropoda; Architaenioglossa; Ampullariidae.